AAUUAGCUUUGUAUUAAAAUGUCAAGACACUUGUGACCCUUCCUCAUUUGAUCUUGUCCUUGAGUGAGCUAAUUACAAUGACCAAACUUUUUUUCCCCUCCAAGAGUACUUGUAUACAUACCUCUGCAGUAGAAAUUUGACAUUUUUAACUAUUAUUAGAAAGAUCCGGAAAUACUCUGAUAUUCUUGUGAAAAGGCCAGAUUUUUUUCCACAGGUAAGAGUCAGGCCCCUUUUGUGAUAGGCUCUUGGAAACAAGUCCUCAAAGUUAUUUAUGAAUUGGUUAUUUUCAGUUUUUAUUAAGGACACCAAAAACUACCUUGUGUUUGUGCAGUGGUUUUUAUUCUCUCAGACAAUCUCAAUGUUAUUUCAUUUUCUAAAAACAUACCAGGGAGAUGUAUAGGUCUGGCAAUUAUUUUCAUCCUUUUACAGAUGGAGAAACUGAGUCUUAGAAGUUAAAGACAAACAAGUUAGUAACAGAAGUAGGAUAAGGAUUUGGGGCCUCUUUCUUCCUAAUCUGUAAAUCUUUCUGCUGGGUAACAUGACCUCCUAAAUAGUGUUUAACUGUGUUUGCAAUUAACAGUGCCCCUCUUGGGGCAACUAGGUGUUCCAGUAGAUAGAGAGUCAGACCUGGAGAUAAGAAGUUCUGGGUUCAAAUCUAGCCUCAGACAUUUCCUAGCUGUGUGGCCCUGAAUAAGUGACUUAAUGCCAAUUAUUUAGUCCUUAUCACUCUUCUGCCUUGGAACAGAUAUUCAGUAUUGAUUCUGAGAUGGAAAGUAAGGAUGGAAAAAAUUAACAGUACCCCAUUUCCAGCUUUCAUCAUGAUCUAAAGUGCAUGAAUUUCAUCUUGCUAUGUCUCAAAAACAUUUGCUAAGUAUCUGAAAGUAGAGGAAACCACCUUAAAGAAUCAGUUGGCAGAGAAGGUACCACAUAUUGGUGUGUCUCAACAUAUGCCUGACAAUAGAGGACUUUCCUCUCUAGAUCCAAAGGAAAGAAGUAUACCAAGGAAAGGAAGCCCUCAAGCUGCCCCACUCCUUUGAUUCAUGGCAUCACUUUUUUGGGGAAAAAUCCCCCAAACCACAGUGAUCUAGAUAUCCAAAUUAGUCUUUUCCCCAAAGAUCAAAGUAAUGAUAUUACAGAUUUCUCAUAUAGUAACACAGUAUAGGCACAGUGGUAGGACAAGAAAAUGGGAAAUGAUCUAGUGAACUUCACUGUGAAGAUAGUAUAUCCUUGGGGCAUCCAUGAGUCCGCCAUCUUUGAAUGCUGGUGAUAGAAGUAAAGGACUUGAGUUUGAAUCUUGGCUGUUACUUUAUGCCAGUGUAGCCUCAAACAAGUCAUGCAAUGUCAUUCUCCCUCUCUCUUUCUCCCUCCAUCUCUCCUCAUUCCUUCUCUCUCUAUUCCCCCUUUUUUCUUCUCUUUUUUCAUUUCCCUCCCCUCAGUUUCCUCAUCUGUAAAAUAAGUGUUGAACUAGAUGACCUUUAAGAUCCUUUCCAGUUGGAAAUCUAUGAAGUUACUACCUAGUCUUCUUGGACAUAUCAUUGAGGCAACUUCAGAGGGAGGUCAGCCUCUGCUCUGCUUCUAAUAUCUGAUCUUUAAAUCCACACCACCUUACUAUUCAGGAAGAUAACCGCCCUCUCUUUCUCUACCUACUCCAAAAGUUAUACUUCCCAGAGGAGCUAUGGGGCUUAGUGGAUAGAACACCAGGCCUGGAGUUAAGGAGAAUGAGGGUUCAAAUCUGGCCCCAGAUACUUCCUAGCUGUAUUAUCCUGGGCAAGUCACUAAACCCUGUUUGCCUAGCCCUUGGCUUUUUGUCUUAGAGUUGCUACUAAGAUAGAAAGUAAGAGGUUUGAAAGGAUGUAAGGGGAGCAGCUGGGUGGCUUAGGGGAUUGGGAGCCAGACCUAGAGAUGGGAGGUCCUGGGUUCAAAUUUGGUCUCAGACACUUCCUAGCUGCGUGAUUCUGGACAAAUCAAUUAACCCCCAUUGCUUAGCCCUUACUGCUUUUCUGGCUUAGAACCAACACAUAGUAUUGAUUCUAAGAUGAGAGGAAAGGGUUUAAAAAAAAUUAAAGGAAGCAAGCAAGGAAGGGAGGGAAAGAAAAAAGGAAGAUAGGAAGGAAGGAAGAAAAAAAGAGAAAAAAAGGAAAGAAAGGAAAAAAUUAAACUUCUCUAUAGCAGCAUAAAUCCUCAUGUCUUACAUGGUUGCGUUCCUUUGAAUGGAACACCAAAAGGCAGAGGAGGGAACUGAGUGCAUACGCAUGCUGGUGACUGGCUAAUAAAUGAAUAAUCCCCUGUAUAUUUUUAAAAUACCUUUAUAACCAUUAUGUCACCUAAUCCUCACCACCACACUGUGGGACAGGCCAUGCAGAGAUGAUAAAAAUGUAGCAUUUUAUAGUAUUAGAGAUGAGAGUGUAGAAAUCAUCUAGUCCAACCCCCACACAUUUGCAAAUGAGGAAACUGAACUUCAGAGAAGGUGAAGUAAUUUUGCCCACAGUCACGAGCUGGUUAGUGUUGGAUCUGGGACUAGAAACCCAGCCUCCUGACUUCUGGUUGGGCUCUCUUUCAUUAUUCCACAAUGCCACCCUACUGAAAGCAGGGCAACUUUACUUCAUGGAAGAGCCACCAUUAUUGGAAUAAUCCCAAGGAUAACAAACCUGAAAUAGACAACCAAAGCGAAUCCAUCUUCUCAGAUUUCAUCAAAUUUUGAAUGAUUUUGACAUAAUGACAGCAGAAGAUUCCACUACAACCAUGAGCAACGAUUCCACCAAUGUGUCGGCAGCCAAAGUUCCUGAAGGUAUAGCCGGGGCGCCUAAUGAGGCUGCCCUGUUGGCUCUCAUGGAGCGUACGGGUUAUAGUAUGAUACAGGAAAAUGGUCAGCGCAAGUAUGGUGGUCCUCCCCCUGGAUGGGAAGGGCUGCACCCCCCGCGCGGCUGUGAGGUCUUCGUCGGUAAAAUUCCCCGAGACGUGUAUGAAGACGAGCUGGUGCCAGUAUUCGAGUCCGUCGGGCGUAUCUACGAGAUGCGGUUGAUGAUGGACUUCGACGGGAAGAACCGCGGCUACGCUUUUGUCAUGUAUACUCACAAGCACGAAGCCAAGCGGGCCGUCAGGGAACUGAACAAUUACGAAAUCAGACCGGGUCGACUUCUCGGCGUCUGCUGCAGUGUGGAUAAUUGCCGGCUCUUCAUCGGUGGCAUCCCGAAGAUGAAAAAGAGAGAGGAGAUCCUGGAAGAGAUCUCUAAGGUGACCGAAGGCGUUCUGGAUGUUAUCGUGUACGCGAGUGCCGCGGAUAAGAUGAAGAACAGAGGCUUUGCCUUCGUGGAGUACGAGAGCCACCGGGCAGCGGCCAUGGCCAGGAGGAAGCUCAUGCCCGGAAGGAUCCAGCUGUGGGGACACCAGAUCGCGGUGGACUGGGCAGAGCCGGAGAUCGAUGUGGAUGAAGAUGUCAUGGAAACCGUGAAGAUCCUGUACGUGAGAAAUCUGAUGAUCGAAACCACCGAGGAGACCAUCAAAAAGAGCUUUGGCCAGUUUAAUCCUGGCUGUGUGGAGCGAGUCAAAAAGAUCCGCGAUUACGCCUUUGUUCACUUCACCAGCCGGGAAGAUGCCGUCCAUGCGAUGAACAGCCUCAAUGGCACCGAGCUCGAAGGCUCGUGUCUGGAAGUUACUUUGGCCAAACCGGUAGACAAAGAGCAAUACACACGCUAUCAGAAGGCAGCCAAAGGAAGUGCGACGGCAGAAGUGACGCCCCAGCAGCCUAACUAUGUUUACUCAUGCGAUCCCUAUACCUUGGCCUACUAUAGCUAUCCCUACAAUGCUCUCAUUGGGCCCAACAGAGAUUAUUUUGUGAAAGCAGGGAGCGUAAGAGGCCGAGGGCGAGGUGCAGCUGGCAACAGAGCACCGGGCCCUAGGGGAUCUUACCUCGGGGGAUACUCUGCAGGCCGUGGCAUAUAUAGCCGAUAUCAUGAAGGGAAAGGAAAGCAGCAAGAAAAAGGAUAUGAGCUUGUACCGAAUUUGGAAUUAUCUGCUGUCAAUCCAGUUCCUAUUAAACCCGGUACAGUGGCAAUCCCUGCUAUUGGGGCCCAGUAUUCCAUGUUUCAGACUGCCCCUGCUCCCAAGAUGCUGGAAGAUGGCAAAAUCCAUACAAUGGAACAUAUGAUCAACCCCAUAGCAGUACAACCAGACCCAGCCAGUGCCGCUGCUGCUGCUGCCGCCGCCGCUGCUGCUGCCGUCAUGCCUGCUGUUUCCACCCCUCCACCUUUCCAGGGACGCCCAAUAACUCCAGUAUACACAGUGGCUCCGAACGUCCAGAGAAUUCCUGCGGCUGGGAUCUACGGUGCCAGUUAUGUCCCCUUUGCUGCUCCUGCCUCAGCCACAUUAGCCACAAUACAGAAGAGCGCCGCAGCCGCCGCUGCCGUUUAUGGAGGUUAUGGUGGCUAUAUACCUCAGCCAUUCCCUACGGCUACCAUUCAGGUUCCCAUACACGAUGUCUACCAGACAUACUGAGAUUGGUAGGGGUGGGGGAUGUCAUGAAAACAAACAGAAAACCACUGAAGGAACACUUUACUAUUUAUGAAGAAAGAACCUACUGAAGAAGAGCAGGCUUGAACUUUUAGUAAUUAUAUAUAUAUAUAAAACCCUAAAAGUGAAGAAUAUUAUCAAAUAUUAAUGUUGAAAUAUUUUCUACUCAUGAAGUCACUAGUUUUUGUGACUUUUAAGGUGAAUGCACCUGUAUGCCUACAUUUCUCAGAGGGUUCCACUUGCUGUGCCUUAAUACCAUUCAUUGCUUAUGUGUAUACAAGAGUAUGUUUAUAAAGGUUUUUUUUUUAGCAA
Molecule: messenger RNA, 4821 nt
Organism: Monodelphis domestica (gray short-tailed opossum)
Lineage: Eukaryota; Metazoa; Chordata; Mammalia; Didelphimorphia; Didelphidae
Gene: RBM47
Product: RNA binding motif protein 47
Molecular function (GO): RNA binding
Source: RefSeq, a predicted model, not a curated record